Molecule: messenger RNA, 1134 nt
Organism: Akanthomyces muscarius
Lineage: Eukaryota; Fungi; Ascomycota; Sordariomycetes; Hypocreales; Cordycipitaceae
Exons: 2
Coding region: 1-1134 (377 amino acids)
Cellular component (GO): endoplasmic reticulum
Source: RefSeq, a predicted model, not a curated record
AUGAAAUUCACCGCCGGGAUCGUUGCGGCGCUUACUAGCUGCGCCGCGGCCGCUACAACCACUGGACAAGCCUUUACCUUUCCCCGCGAUGAGUCCGCCUCGACAGCUUCUCUCGGCCGCAGCCUAGCCAGGCUCGUGUUCCUCCAACGCCUAGCCAACCCUGGCGAGGGUCCAACUGUCGGGGAUAUUCCCGAAGACGUCGGCGCCGACGAGGCCAUUGCUACAUUGAACAAAUUCGCCUCUUCCAGCGAUGCGUUAUUCACAGCGGAGUCGACGGCCAAGCGACUGCUUGUCAUGAUUGACGGCAUGACUGCGCAACAGAUCAAAGAUGCUGGGAAAGCUCUGGGUCAGGAUGUGGCUUUUACGAUAAGCGAUCUGCCUUCUUCCACAGCCAACCGCGAUCUAUUUGAAAUCGAUGCAUUCAAUGCGGGGGCGACGAAACAACACAGCUGCUCUCUGAGCGAGAUUGUGCAGAUGAAAGAUGACAAGUGCUGGGGUGAAUCGUCUACUGCUGCCAGAUACAAUGUCGCAGAGAAGCCAGAUUCGAUGAAGAGUAACCUGGAUGCUCUGCGAUCCAUCCCCAAGCUUGCCAAGACCGGAAGCAUCGAAGCGACGGUCGUUCUCCUGCCUGACACGAGCGCGAAUGCAAAGCCUUCAUGGUCCGACAAGCCUCAAGAGCUGCGCCGUCGACAAGCUGAACAGGUCAUUUCUUCCAACCACAAGGCAGCUCCUGUGAGCGUUACUCACCCCGCCGCAAGCUCCUCGACAUUGCACGCCCUGAAGAAGGCUGUCCCUUCGUGCUUCAACUCCAAUGAGACCUGCAUUGCCGGAACGGACAACUGCUCAGGGCAUGGCACAUGCGUGAACAAGUACGGCGCCAUCCCGGAGAAUCCGAAGGAAGGAGAGGUUUGUUUCGUAUGCCUUUGCAAACCUACCCACAACAAUAACAGCGGGCCUACGCACUGGGGUGGUGCAUCAUGCGGCAAGCAAGACGUUAGCGUGCCGUUCUGGCUCUUUUUCGGAUUCACCAUUGGUAUCAUUGCCGUUGUCUGGAUGUCCAUCAGCUUGCUUUUCAGCGUCGGCGAGGAGAAACUGCCUGGGGUGAUUGGCGCUGGCGUAUCGCGCUCCAAGUAA